Molecule: messenger RNA, 1587 nt
Organism: Symbiodinium pilosum
Lineage: Eukaryota; Dinophyceae; Suessiales; Symbiodiniaceae
Source: the annotation of a GenBank genome assembly
AUGCGAUGCAAGAUCCCUUUGGAUGGCCCGUGGCAUGAUGGUUGGACAUGGCAUCACAUAGUCGCAACAGCAAUCGCAUCUUUUUUGGCCCUGUGGUGCUGGCCGUCCUCGCAGUUCAUUUCUGGCCAGCGGGCCACUCACACUCGGGCCACCAUGGUUGCAAGACGCGCUGUCUCCCAAAAUCCGUUCGAUGUUCUUGGAUUGUCACGGGGCGCAACCUAUGAUGAGAUUCGGUCAGCUUUCCGCAGUCUUGCCAGGACCUACCAUCCUGAUGUGCCAGGUACUGGUGACGAGGAUCGUUUCCGUUCCAUCCGUGAGGCUCUAGAAGAACUGGGCACACCGCAAGGUCGAGCCCGGUGGUCUUCCGCUACCAGCCAUCGCACAAGCUCCAACGGCUUCAGCUACAGCAGCACUUAUGCCAGCAGCUACAGCAGCUACAGCAGCGGCUACAGCAGCGGCUACGGUGGUGGCUACGGUAAUGACCACGGCAGCGACUACGACAGCCGAAGGCAAAGUCAGAGCUGGGAACAAGAGGUCCGCAGCCGCAGGGCUCGAAAGGAAGAACAGAGAACGAGGCAGCAACAGAAGCGGGAAAGAGAUGCACAGAAGCAGGACGUGUUCUUUGAGCGGGAGCUGCAAAAGGCGGUUGCCGCGGCAAAGUAUCGACAGGCCCGGAGGCGAAAAGAAUGGCAGAUGGGUGUGAAGGAAACGCUGAAGACACUACGCCGACAGCAGGAAGAGGACCUGCGCUCUUGUUGGGACACGGUCGCAGCCAUGAAGCAGCGACGACAUGAUGAGGCAAAAGCAUGGAAAGAUCGGCUUGACGCUGAAAGAGCAGUCACAGCAACCCAGCGGGAGAAGGAUGGAAAGAUAUGGGUGGAGAAGUUUGCCACCGUCCAGGAAGAGUCCUCUUCUCGCCGCGAGGAGCUUGGACGACGACACACCAAGAGGCUACGGGACUUUCGGGAAGAGCUGCAGGAGAAAGCCGAAGAUCCGGAGGCCUUGACGGCUUCAAAGCUACAGGAGGAGAUUGACAACAUACUCUGCGAGCAAGAUGAGAGGAACACCCUUUGCUUUGCGACAAGCUACAAGAGCAUGAUGAAAAGUCUGCGCAGGUCAAUUGGGAGCGAGCCCAAGAUUUGGAAAGACAGCUUCAGGAGCACAUUGAUCCAACUAGGUAAAGGUGGACAAGCCGCAAACAAGAAGUGGGUUCGAAAGUUUCAGGACACCAUGCGAGAGAUGGGAGAGGCUGAGCAGGAUGAGGUGGCAGAUUGGGUCCAGGAUUUCAAGAAGCUUCAAAGACCAUCUGCACAGGAGCCAAGGUUCAAAAAGCUGGCCAAGGCUGCAAGGGAGCUGUCGACAUCGAGCAGGAAAACGUCAAAGGGUGUUCUGGACGUCAUCGAGAGAUGCCGCAAGGCGGAGGUCAAGCGCCUAAAGUGGCAGGCUUGGAAUCGCAAGCAGUGGAUCAGGAAGUUUCGGCAAGCGGAGGACAAAGCUUACCAAAUGGAGCAGGAAGAGCAGCUGAGACUCACAGAGGAGUUUUGGCAGGCGGUGAAGGAGUCCCAGAUUCCAGCGGCUGGAUCCUAA